AUGAAACCGCUGUUUGUUGGUCCCAAGUUAAAGACGUUUUUUUGGAAGAAGUUGCAGCGGCCUGUAGGUGUAUGGAGCCACCGUAACUCCUCUGCUGUCGAAGAUGUCGUGGACGAACCCUUUCUGCUCGCCAUGUUUGAGGUUCGCAAGAAGUCAACGUCCUUGGUGCUAUCGAAUAAGGGGCCAAAUGAUCCAAAGACAGAGGGUCUACGCAAAAGUAGUGCUUUAGGUGUCCAACGGAAGCAAAAUAUCGCAAUAUGUCUCAAAAAACUUAAGAUACCAGUAGACGAAAUGUGUCGAGGGUUGAUUGAAUGUGAUGAUGUGAUGCUUCCGAGCGAAAAGUUGGAAGCCUUGCUUAGUGCCCUCCCCACACCUGAGGAGAUCGCAGCAUUAACAGCGGAGCGAGCCGCGGGGAAUGUUGCCUGGACAGAUGUUGAGGAAUACAUUCACAAGCUGUGCACCACUGUGACAGAUGUCCGCGAGCGUAUCCUCCUUUGGCUGGCCUCUGGGGAAACGGCGGAACUUGUCUCUUUCACAGAGGAGAGACUUGAUGUGAUUGAGAAAGCGGUGUCGGUGGCGACGAAGAAAACAUCAAAGCUCUCUCAAGUAUUCCACACUGUCUUGGAAUUCGGCAAUUUUAUGAAUCGUGGCAGUGCCUACGCGGAUGCAGUAGGGUUCCGCCUUGAGAGCCUUAAUCAGAUGAACUUCGUGAAGGCAGUUGACGGCAAGACGACGAUGUUGGAGGUUUUUGUCGUCUCCCUGCAGGACCGGCGGCCAGACCUCCUGCGUUUUGUAGAAGAAGUGGAGUGCCUUGACAAUCUCGCUGGUACCACAGUGCAGGAGGUGGGCCAGAGCGUCGCCCAGCUUAACUUCACGCUGCAGAAGAUGCGGCGUACCGUGGAGGAAUCGAGACGGCCGGGUGUGCAGGAGAAGCGUGCGGCGAUGUAUCCGCCAGGCGUUGUGGACGCAUUCCCGGAUCUAAUGGCGGCACAUGUCGCGGAGUACCUCUCCAUUGUGUCGCAGCUCGCCUUGCGGCACCAGCGGCUGAAGGAUGAUGUCUCGGCAAUGCUGGAGAGUUAUGGGGAGGAUCCUACCUUGGGUGAGACAGUUCUGUGGAACCACAUAAUGCACUUCCGCACAGACGUGGAGAAUUCCAUGAAGCGCGCGGAGGUGGAGGCAUUAGACAAGCGGGCGCUGUUGAAGGCUGUUGGUGUAGAUCUAGAUGCAUCUGCCUCUCUGAGGUCUUUCGCUGAAGAGAAGGUGGAGGAAGAAAAUAAGAAGGACGAGGAGGAGGAAGACGAUGGCGCAGCGAAAGGUAGCAAUGGUCAUACCAGGAGCGAUAGCCCCAAGUGA
Messenger RNA from Trypanosoma grayi, 1353 nucleotides. Its product is annotated as formin. The coding region runs from base 1 to 1353 and encodes 450 amino acids. The transcript has a single exon. NCBI's taxonomy places the organism in Eukaryota, Euglenozoa, Kinetoplastea, Trypanosomatida, Trypanosomatidae. The record is from RefSeq and is a predicted model, not a curated record.